Molecule: messenger RNA, 1940 nt
Organism: Epinephelus moara (kelp grouper)
Lineage: Eukaryota; Metazoa; Chordata; Actinopteri; Perciformes; Serranidae
Gene: fam49al
Product: family with sequence similarity 49 member A, like
Exons: 12
Coding region: 793-1767 (324 amino acids)
Biological process (GO): regulation of actin filament polymerization
Molecular function (GO): small GTPase binding
Source: RefSeq, a predicted model, not a curated record
GGUGCUGAUGCUGUAACCACUGUGUGGAGCUGACAAGCCCUGGUUGAUGCAGUGAAGUGUUCUGGAGGGAUAAACACAAGCGAAGAUUUGUUUGCACCUAAGGGCCACCAGCGAGACCGGAUGGCACCAUGACAGAGAUGUCCUGUGACAGACGAGGCCAGAGGAGCCGGGAGAGUGCUGCUGAGUGGUGAAAUAGAGAAGUGAGGCAGAGAAGAGCGCUGGAGGGGAUAUUUUUGAGGAACCCAUUCUGACGUCAGAAACGAAAAGAGAGAAGGAGUUUUCUCUGUUUGCGUAUGAGCUGAAAAGAUAAGGACACACAUCAGGACGGUGCAGCCAGAGGAAACAGACAGAAAUGCAAAUAUAACGUUGCACAGACAGUAUUUUAAGCUCUUAUUAGAGACAGCCUCGCCCUGCAGAGUGUCCUCCUCCACCAGCAUGACAAAUAACACACACAAAAAAAGAACAAAGUGCAGCAUCGGGCACGCAGAGCAAAUAGAGAAAACCACAGGCCUUUAAAUAGAUGGCUGAAAACGAGAAGUGUGAAGUGGACAGAGAUACACAGAGGCAGAGGGAGAAAGAGCGAGAGCAGAAGUUUACAUCAGUCUCUAUGAAACCAGUGCCACCGUGGGACUGCAGCUAUCGCCGUGAGCCGGCUUACUGGGAUUUACUCACAGCAACCGCUUCACAAAGCAGGGAGGACGAGAACAGGAGGAAGACGAAGACCAAGACGAAGAAGAACAGGGCUACAGAUAACAGAAGAGGCAAAUCGAUUGUAGGAAAAGAGGGGGGCUCAUGGGAAACCUCCUGAAAGUGCUGGCUUGCGCCGAACUUGAGCAUGGCCCAAUAGUUUUCCUUGACUUUGAACACGCCCAGCCCACGGAGGCAGAGACAGCCGUGUGGAACCAGGUCAGCGCCGUGCUGGAGGAGGCUCAUGGGAUCCUCGCCGAGCUGCAGUCCUAUAAUGGCGCUGGCCAGGAGAUACGAGAAGCCAUCCAGAACCCAGGCGACCUCGCUCUGCAGGAGAAGGCCUGGAACGCAGUCUGCCCCCUGGUGGCCAAACUGAAGCGCUUCUACGAGUUUUCCCUCCGACUGGAGAACGCCUUGCGCAGCCUGCUGGAGGCGCUGACGAGCCCGCCGUACGCUCCCAUGCAGCACCUGGAGAGAGAGCAGGCCCUCGCCAAACAGUUCGCUGAGAUCCUUCACUUCACACUCAGCUUCGAUGAACUGAAGAUGACAAAUCCAGCCAUUCAGAAUGACUUCAGCUACUACAGGAGGACUAUAAGUAGGAACAGGCUGAACAACCAGCAGCUGGAAGCAGAGAACGAGGUCAACAAUGAGAUGGCGAAUCGGAUGUCUCUGUUCUACGCUGAGGCAACACCAAUGCUGAAGACUCUGAGUAACGCCACCACCAAGUUUGUUUCAGAGAAUAAGACCUUGCCCAUAGAGGACACCACAGACUGUCUGAGCACCAUGGCCUGUGUGUGCCGUGUCAUGCUGGAGACUCCGGAGUACCGCUGUCGGUUCACCAACACAGACACCAUGCUGUUCUGCAUGAGGGUGAUGGUGGGAGUCAUCAUUCUCUACGACCACGUUCACCCCGUCGGGGCUUUUGCCAAGACCUCCAAAAUCGAUAUGAAGGGCUGCAUCAAGGUGCUGAAAGAGCAACCGUCCAACAGUGUGGAGGGACUUCUGAAUGCACUGAGGUAUACGACACGGCAUCUAAAUGAUGACAGCACCUCCAAACAAAUCAGGGCCCUGCUGCAAUGAGACGGAGGAGAGAGGGAGGAACGAAGAAGCGCACUUGAAGAAGGAGGAAAAAGAGAGGAAGAAGGAGGAGGAAACAAACGCCAGUGGCUGAUAAACCUGUUUGUUUACAACGAACAAAGAAAAUCAUCUCCAGGUCCACACAAACCUGAUGAUAAUAAGAAGAGGAAAAUAAU